UUAUCGACGAAAUAGAAAUAUAAUAGUCAGUUGUGUACUUGUGCGUCAGACGUCAGUAGUCUUCCAAAAAUGAAUACACGUGUGUUAUUACUCUAUGGAGCUUAUUAUAUUAUAAAGAAAAGAAAAAACCGUAAAUUAAAAAAGCGGAGAAUGUGGGUUCAUCCUUUACUUGCGCAAAGAAUUUUAAAAGGAAGUUUUUCAACCAUGUACGGGGAUUUAAGAGACAAUGAAAAUAAAUUUUUUAAUUAUUUUCGGAUGUCCAUCAAGUCAUUCGACGAACUUCUCUCAAAAUUAGAAAGUGGAAUUAAAGUUUCAAAUAGUGGUCGUCCAUCAAUUUCACCUACAGAACGAUUAUGUGUGACAUUAAGGUACUUGGCAUCAGGUAAUACAUUUACUGAUCUACAGUAUUCAUAUAGAAUGGGAAUAUCUACAAUUAGUGGUAUCGUUGAGGAUGUAUGUGAACAAAUUUGGAAAAUGAAAUCUGAAUGUAUACCUCUACCUACAGAAGAAAAAUGGAGAGAAAUUUCUUUGGAUUUUGAAAAAAAUACUAAUUUUCCUAACUGCAUCGGUGCAUUAGACGGGAAACAUAUUCGCGUUAUUAAGCCUAUCAAAAGCGGUUCACUUUUUUAUAACUACAAACAUUAUUAUUCUAUAGUGUUGAUGGCAAUUUGUGAUGCAAAUUAUUGUUUUACAUUUGUUGAUGUUGGAGCAUAUGGAAAAUUUAGUGAUUCGUCUGUCUUCAAAAAUGGAAAAUUCUUUGAAAAACUUGAAAAUGAAACAUUAUCUAUUCCUCAACCUAAACCUCUACCAGGAGAUAACGAGAAUGGUCCUUUACCUUACGUAAUUUUAGCCGACGAAGUAAUGACCGGCACCACCUAACCUAACCGAAAAGUG
This is a messenger RNA of Acyrthosiphon pisum (pea aphid), 894 nucleotides long. Its product is annotated as putative nuclease HARBI1. The coding region runs from base 70 to 879 and encodes 269 amino acids. NCBI's taxonomy places the organism in Eukaryota, Metazoa, Arthropoda, Insecta, Hemiptera, Aphididae. The transcript is spliced from 2 exons. The record is from RefSeq and is a predicted model, not a curated record.